CUAUCAUAAGAUAUAUAUGCUUAAUAACAGUAUACUAAUACUUAACUGCAGUAAAAAUGCUAAAUCCACAUCAUGUGAAAAAAUACAUUUACAGUAAAAGUCCUGCAUUGAAAAUGUUCCUUCUGUAAAAGUAUGUGACCAUCAUCAGGAAAUCAAUGGCAAUUCUGGGGGGUGGCCAGUUUUACAUUACACAGUAACGGUCGUACUGAGGCUGUGAGAGGUGCUCAGCAGAUGUUUGGCAAGGCAGAUCAGGUGACCCAUGAGAUGAGCACACUGCACCUGCUGCUGGUCCGUGAAACAGGAGGAUGGUCACAGUUACAACAGCAACAAUACAACAACGAUAAAAACGCUGGAAUCUGUCGAUUGAGAGCUGACCAGCCACACCCAGAGGAGGAUCCAGCAGUGUCUGGAGCUCCACCUGCUAAGCAUGGUACUUCAUCUAGUGAGCAAAGUGAUUCAGAGGGCAUGUCAGUAGGUGAUGGUGACACCGAUAACAGAGAGGCUCCUCAUGUUGCACAAGUACAUGCUGCCCCACCUGGACCUCACGACAUUUCAAAGUCCAGAGCAGCAGGUCCUACACAGCCUCAACUUAAGGUAUUUCCGCGAACCAUUCAAGGCAACAGAAAGAGGUCCUUCGACAGCGAGUGGUCUAAACAACACCCAUGGCUCGAGUACUCCCAAAGCCCAAACUCUGCCUACUGUUUUGCAUGUCGACACUUCUCUUUGCCAAACACCCCAGCAUCUGUAUUCACAUCACAACUGGGAUUCUCUCAUUGGAAAAAGACCUUCUGCCAGUCCGCUGGUGGGAAUCUGGCUUCCAUCCACUCAGAUGCAGAACAUAAAUUUAUCAGAAACUACAUUAAGCAAGUGACCGGUUCAUACAGACAUUCCUGGAUCGGAGGCACCGACGCAGUGAAGGAGUUUACGUGGUUGUGGACUGAUGGAUCCAACUUCGACUACACAAGCUGGAAUGCGGGGGAGCCUAACAACCUCGGAGGGGAGAACUGUCUUGAGAUGAACUGGGGUGGAGAAAACUGGAAUGAUGGGCAUUGUACCAACCAGUUUUCUUUCGUGUGCUCCAAGAAUCUAAAACUGGAACGACGCAGGCUGUACCUACCAGGCUUCUUCCGUGUGCUCCAAGAGCACAUUCUUCAAUGCGGGGCAGCCUGACAACGCCGGUGGACCGGAGAACUGUCUUGAGAUGAACUUUGAAGCAAACUGGAACGACUUGGCUUGUACCAGCCAGGCUUCUUUCAUGUGCUCCAAGAACCUGUGUGUGUAACUCUACCACGCCAUCAUAAUGCCUCUACAGCUCAUCUAUAAUCUCUAUCAUUGAUUCACUUUCAGUUUGCUGACAGUUGACUCACUUUCACUUGUUUAUUAUCUGAAGAGUUAGGGAACAGUUCACAUUUGGGUUUAAAAUUAGACAGAAACUGGCUCACUGAGCUGGACAAAAAACAAUCAGUGAUUGGAUUUUUAAUCUACAGUAAAUAACACAAAAUGAAAUACAGAAAACAUUUGAAUACUCACAAAUCUUUUCCAUUUUAGUUUACUGAAUAUUAUCUGUUAUAAACAGCGCACACUCAUCUGAUAAAAUAUUAACACUAAUUAGAUUUCUCUCUGAGAGUUAUUGUUCAGAUCGAUACAACUCUCAUGUGUGCACGCCAAAUAUGAAGUUCCCUUGAGCAGAUUUUAGCUUAGCAUAAAGACUGGAAACGGGCAGAAACAGCUAGCUUAGCUUAGCAUAAAGACUAGAAACGGGGAAACAGGUAACUUAGCUUAGCAUAAAGACUAGAAACAGGGGGAAACAGGUAACUUAGCUUAGCAUAAAGACUGGAAACAGGGGGAAACAGGUAACUUAGCUUAGCAUAAAGACUGGAAACGGGGGGAAAUAGGUAACUUAGCUUAGCAUAAAGACUGGAAACAGGUGGAAACCAGAAGCUUAGCUUAGUAUGAAGAGUACUGGCUGGAAACAGAUAGCCUGACUCCAUCCAAAGGUAAAAUUACCAGACAUAAGUGGUGAUGAUCUUUUUAUCCAAAAUGUCCAGAUAGAAAAUAAAAGUGUAUAUUUUGUCGGACCUUUCUGUGAUACAAGAGGAGAAUGCAACUGUAAUCACACUUCAUAAUAACUAUUAAUAAUUCAUAUAGUCCACUGGUUUAAUGAACUUGUUACUUUUUAUUCUUAAAACUGAUGUAUUGUGUUCUUUAUUCAUCUGAUUUCCUUUACUAUAUAAUCAACUAAACAUUCAAAAAUAAAAGACAUAUUGUCACAUAAA
This is a messenger RNA of Perca fluviatilis (European perch), 2276 nucleotides long. RefSeq names its product galactose-specific lectin nattectin-like. Lineage: Eukaryota; Metazoa; Chordata; Actinopteri; Perciformes; Percidae. Gene Ontology annotation, molecular function: signaling receptor activity. The transcript has 9 exons. The record is from RefSeq and is a predicted model, not a curated record. The coding region runs from base 232 to 1170 and encodes 312 amino acids.